Molecule: messenger RNA, 3252 nt
Organism: Hydatigera taeniaeformis
Lineage: Eukaryota; Metazoa; Platyhelminthes; Cestoda; Cyclophyllidea; Taeniidae
Source: the annotation of a GenBank genome assembly
AUGUCGAGUUCACCAGAAGCAAUUCUGGAAUAUCGUCAGCAGCCAUUGCUGGAACUCGUUCACUCGGAAGAGAACUACGUGCAACAACUUCAGCUAGUUCGUGAUACCUAUAUGACGGUGGUGAAUACACAGAAUUUAUUGGCCCCAACACCUUCUCUUGCACGUAGUGAGAGCUGUCGGUCUGAGUACUCCAUUGUUUCUAGUCCAUCUUCUCCCUCACCUCCACCGUCUCUGCCAUCGCCACAAUCACCACCUCCGCCGACACCGCCGAUGGAAUUAGCCAACCGCUGGCGGGUGGUAUGGGGCAACUGGAUCCAGCUGACCGAGUGGCAUAGCCAGUUUGUGGAGAAGCUGAGGAGUGCAGUCUGCGAGCAGCCUGACAAUGUGCCACGACUAUUUCUCAACUCGCAGUCACGAUUGCGCUCCAUGUACAUGAAGUACUGCGAGAAUUACUCCAAAGCCGUUGAUCUUGUAGCUCAAUUCAAGGGCUACUUUGAGGAUUUACGACGCUUCUACUUUGACAAGAAUGACAUCCUCUCACGCCUCAUGCAACCCAUCCAGCGAGUCACGCGUUACCAACUUCCAAUGACAGAAGCGCUCAAAUUGACGGAACAGGCGGGUGCUCCGGAGUGUGGAGUGUGGAAGGCGGCUGUGGCGGUGUUGAAAAACGUACCCAACGAUGUUCAAUUAAUGUUGGAGGCCGCACAAAUAGUUGGAUACCCCGGCUCGGUGACAAAUCAGGGGAAUUUGCGUCUCUUCGGUGCCGUGUACGUGGCUCGCACCACAAGGGCCGAUCUCCAGACCGCACGGACAGCGGCGAGACAGGUGUUGGUCAAGUCCAGCACUCACUACUCCUACUCGCAGGACAGCUCCUCCCUCGUGGUCAAACGCAGGGCGGUGACAUCUUCCUCCUUCAUUCGACUCAACAAUGACCACAAAAACAUAGAAUGCAGCCAAUGUCGCCUUCUGACCAAAUGCUGUACCGCGGCACAGAAGUCCAUAAACCUCCAAUUUAUGGAAUGUCGCGUAUUCCUCUUCGACCAAUGCCUCAUCAUCACUGAGGACAGCACAUCUUCAACCGCUGCUAACAACGCACCAGAGACCACUGCCGUGGGCAAUAGUUUUCAAGCAAAUUUUGGCCGUGUGGUUUUUGGUUCGGGCUCGUUGGUUCAUCGGACCGGCAAUAUGCGGUUUGAUUUGAAACCUCAACGACCACAGAGACUGCAGACCGAUGACGGCAACCACACGAUUCUCUUUCCUGGUGGUCGGAGUCCAGCCAUUCGCAGAACCGUUCAUAUUCGCCGACAUGGUAGUCACCUAAGCAGCUUGGAGUCAGAUUUUGGCAGUACUUGGCCCAGAUUGGGGUGGUCAGCGCCAUCCGAUCCGUUUCGCCAGUCCUCCUACAAAUUUCUCCACGCUGUCAAGGUCAACCGAAUGGCAUUUGUGGUAAGCUCUUCACAAAAGAUUCACCUUUGCAUUAUAUACAUGGCUGGAAUGGAAGUCUUAAGAGGUGAAAAGUUGACUAGUGACAGUGGCGCGCGUCUUUUUGGUCCCUAUUGGCUCUCCUCAACUAUGGAGCAUCUUGACUCGCCAAAGGUGAAUUGCAGAUUGCCACAGAAAAACGGAGCUUUUAAGACAUCCAUCAGCAAUGACAUCUGCAACACCACCACCAGCGUCUCUUCGAAGCAUCCCCUUCUGUUCGAAAGCGGAGUGUUGGAGAGUACGUGCAAGGCAACCGCCUUGGCAGGAUGCUGUGCCCCUGAUCGCCUUUGGUUCGCGGUGGCUGAUGAGUCACCUUCCAGUGACGUCGUCUUUGUCGUCGAUCCCGGUGUGGAGACUGCCCGUGAUGCUUGGUUGCGCGAAUUGGCGGACAUUGUUACGAUGCAAGCCCAGUUGCAGUUGGCAUUACAGAAUCCGCGUCGUUUUCACUUUGUAUGUGGCAUGCGCCGUCAGGCCAAGACUCUCUCCUCCACUGACAUGACUUCUCUCUCGUCUAACUGGCGCAACGAUCAAAGGAAUGCCUUCCUCUCGGCUCAUUCCUCCACCACUCAACUAGUGGACGGCGACGAUGAUAAUGACACAAAUGUCGAUGGAAACACUGACAAAAUUCAGAGUUCAAUCCACAUCCGUGGCGUGUCUGCCCCCCAGACUGAGUGGUGGAAGCAGCUCUCGGAGAAUCGGUCCCUUGAGAGAUGGACGGAAGGUGAGGCUUCGCCCGACCGAUCCCAUCAGUUAGACUUUUUUGACGGUGUUCCGCAUGACAGCUCCGUGCCCAACAUCGUCCAAACACUUGAUGACGUCUUUCUGCCCAAUCCGUCGCCUAGUCAAAGGUCAACAGGAGAUUCCAACCAUCUUCAACUCCCUCCUGAAGGCCAACGUACGCAUUUUCGGCGUCGUAGUCUCUCCCAAGGUGAUGCUGAAGUCUCCACUGAACGAUCGCAGUUGUCACGACAACUGGCUAUUCACAUCAACACUCCCUCGCCUAGUUCGCUCUCCGAACAGUCCUCCAUAGGUGCAGCGACCGCAGAUGCCACAUCCACAAGCGGCUAUGCUCACAAGAAGGUUGUAGUUGCACCAAACAUUCCUCACUACAGUUCAUCACAUUGUCACAUUUACUUCUAUUUGCCCUUUUUGCAGAAACUGUUGGCAGCUAUUUCUUCUCGUCUGCGGAGUUCAAGCCAGGGAUUUUCUGAAAUGAUCUCAUCUUUACAACCAAAUCGAAGUGCCUCAACCAGUCACCCAAGCGCCAAUUCUACUCAAAAUCGUCGCCGACGCCUCUUUAGAUGGUCGAUUGUAGAUAAGACGACUGGGAAUGAAUUUGUCAAACCAUCACCACCCGUGCCACCGAGACCUCUGUCACCACAGUCAGCUAUGCCACCACCGCUGCCGCCGCCACGUCCGCCGCCGCCGUCACCAUCAUCGUCCCAGACGACGGAAGUCGUUAAUGAUAGACCAACAUCAACUUCAACUCCUAAUGCAAUGACGGGCCCUCAGCCACUGCGAUGCAAGCCAACGAUCACUAAUACUGCAAAUGAUGCAUUCAAAAGUCAUCGAAAACCAUCGUCAUCGACGUCGUCGUCAAGAGUGCUCUCACGGUUGCGUUCAUCAUUCCGUCUCGGCAGCCACAGAGACAAUGACAGCUCCACUGACACACUUAAACAUGAAAUUUCGACCACCCUUAAUACGACGUCUCAGAUAGUAACACUAACAACGAACCCUCUGUCCAACCCUCUCGCCUCCAGUGGUGCUUGA